UCUGGCGGUUGAGCUCGGGAGGAUUGCUUGCCUGUGUGCCCGCUUCUUCCUUCUAACGAUUUCUGUCGCUUGUGGCGUAGAUGGAGCUGGAUCUGGAUGGCGCCCAUGGUGAGUGAUCGCAUCUCUCCUUUGCUUGCUUGAUUGUUUUGCUGUGGAGCUUGGUUUUUCUUGCUUGGGUGCUCUCUUUCUCCUCUUUGCCGCAAGAAGGCGAAGAGCUCGACUAGAUUUCCCACGCCUCCAGCAGCCCACCGGACAAAGUCCGGCCCGACCUGGGGACAUCCUGGCUCGGGCGUUUUCCUUUGGAGGCGGCGCCUCCAAAUGGGACUCGUGGGUAAUUUGCAAGAGGGGGCUGCCGCGCUGGUGGAGGUACUCGGCGAGCGCCUCUACCAGGCUACCGUGGCGGCCUCCACAAAUGUCCAAAAAUCUAAAGAAGCCUGCUCUUUUGUUGUUCUUACAAGGUCUCUCUUCUCCAAGUCCAAGAAAACGGAUCUCUACUCCACGAUGAAGUGCUGGGGAUUCAAGCCAAAUGCCUUGAAGGCUUGUGCCGCUCUGGCAGCUCUCUCUCGAGGAUGGAUUGCUUGGAUCGGGCCAACGGCGGUGUAUUGGACCAAACCUCUUCGUCUCGUAGAAAUGUCCCAAGUUGGUGAUGGGGAGCGGCUCUCGAGGCUUUGUGAGAACUUUCACCUUCCAGGAUCCCCAGACCGAAAACAAUCCAUAUCACAGGUUCAUCUACACGUCCUUCCAGGAGCGAGCCACUGCCAUCUCUCACGGCAACACUGCUCGCCACGCCAAGGAGCACGGAGACCACAAGCUCGCGACUGUUUGCGGCCUCAUCGCAUCCAACGAAAAGCGGCACGAGAAUGCUUGCACCAGGAUCGUGGAGAAGCUGUUUGAGAUCGAUCCGGAGGGCGCAAUGCUGGGGCUGGAGGACAUGAUGAGGAAGAUCUCCAUGCCGGCUCAUCUCAUGUACAACGGUUAGGACAAGAACCUGUUUGAGCACUUCUCUUUGGUGGCACA
This is a messenger RNA of Selaginella moellendorffii, 1017 nucleotides long. RefSeq lists its product as uncharacterized. The transcript is spliced from 2 exons. The record is from RefSeq and is a predicted model, not a curated record. The coding region runs from base 319 to 894 and encodes 191 amino acids. Lineage: Eukaryota; Viridiplantae; Streptophyta; Lycopodiopsida; Selaginellales; Selaginellaceae.